UUGAAAAUAUUACGAGGUGGUUCAAAACUGGCCUAUGAAGAGCAUUUUAACUAAGGCGAAUUAGUACUGUCUUCGCUAGAAGCAACAGAUUCUUCAUGAUACUUUGAGUUGUGUUGUUUGCGGAGUUUAUGUAUUUUAUGGGAUUGACGCAAGCAUGAAGAACCGAUCAAAUUCUCCUCUGAUUCAUGUACAUGUCAGCAAGAGCACUCCAGUCCACGUUCACUUAAAGAGUCAAAAAAGUCCAACAGAAACACCUCAGGGGAAAAUAAAGCAAGAAAAAGGAACUCUUCGGUCCACAGCAAAAGUCAAAACCAGAGUGCCAUGGAUUCCUCCCAGAAAGACUACUCUCAGAGAUGCUUCCUUAAAAUUUGAGGGGCCUACACACUACCUUGAAAUAAUUCCACAAAGCACACAAGAACCAGAAGAACUCCAGUCAGCUUUAUGUUUGGCAGACUUGACAGCUGAUGAGGAUGAAAUUCAUGGACGAAUCAACCGAUAUGAACAGAAAAUUGACAGUUUAAUGACAGAAGUCAGCUCGCUGAAGAAUGAGGUGGAACUGAAAAAGAAAGAGCAGCAGUUGCAACGUCAGUCAGAACAGCUAAGUCUCUCCCAGCGAGUUGUUGCUGAGCAGGAGGAAGAGCUGGCUGUAGUGGCCAAGAAACUACAGCAAACAGAGCAAGAAAACACACUUUUACGGUGCUCAAUAGAAAACAUGUCAGUGGAAAGUGCCAGUGAUGGGAGUUAUCUUCCUGAAAAAGAUGCUUUGCUCACUAAGUUGAUUGAAGCUGAAGUGGAUGGCAGAGCAGCUUCCAAACAAGUGGCGACCCUCAGUGAAUGUGUUUGCAAAAUGAGUGCAACUAGUGGUGGCAGGCUGUCUAGUUAUGAGUCCUCACAUCUGGCUCAUCAUAAAGAGCUACUGCUGCAAAAACUGGAGACGUUUGAAGCCACAAAUAGAGUACUGCGACAGCUUCUUAGAGAGCAUCAAAAAUCCCAUAUGGACUCAGCACAAGUAUCAGCGCAGAAGGAAACAUUGCUUAAGAAGCUUUCCUAUAUAGAAGCAGAAAAUGCAAAUCUGGUGAUAAAGCUUCAAGAUACACAAAACCAAGUUUAUGACCUGUGUAAAGCUUUGGAUAAUGAGAAAGUAAAUGCCAAGAGUGUGUCUGAUUUUUCUAAAAGUUUAGAGUCCACAAGAGGUCAUUUACAAGGUCAGCUGCAUAGCAAAGAAGCAGAGAACAAUCGUCUUACUGUACAGAUAAAGAACUUGGAGCACUCAGGAAAUGAACAAAAGACAGAAAUGGAGCAUUUGACUCUACAGCUGAUGAGGCUGAAACAACAGACGGUUGCAGACAAGGAGACAUUGAAACGAGUUGCCAAGGCCCAGAAACAGAGAGCUGAACGUUGUGAAGAUACCACAGCCCAGCUGCAGCUUCAGCUACUGAAAAUGGAAAAUCAAGUUAUUGAAGCACUUUCAGCUGCUGAAACUUGGAAAAAAUGUCAUAAAGAAGAUGUCAAAGACAAAACUCAGUUGGAGCUAGAAAUUUCAUCAUUAAACAGUCGUAUCAUGGAGCUGUCAGAACAGCUCAAAGGUGCUGAGGAUAAAAGGCGAGCAGACAGAGAUUCUCUGGUAGAACAUCUGCAUGGAUUAACUUCAGAAGGCACAGCUGCAAAACUGGAGAAUCAGUCUCUCAAGGCUACAGUAUCCACUCUAGAGGAGAAGCUGUCCUUAUCUCAGACAGAGCUACAGCACGUCAAAUCUACCAUAAAGCAAUAUGAACGUUUAAUUGACAGUUACAAGAUACAGGUUGGUAAAACCCGGGCUGAGGUGGACGAGUAUUGUGCUCAUCUAGCUAAAGCUGAGCAGGAUGCUUUAACUGUGCGAGAAGAACUGGACCAGGAGGUACAGCAGGUGCGCAGGGACCUGCUGAGAAAACUGGCAGAACUCGAACCACUUCCUGAAGCUUUAUGUCACACUGAGCUGAAGCUCCAGGAGGCUCAGGAACGAGAGCUCCACCAGGAAAUGUGCAGAAAGGAACUUGAGACAACAAUAAAUGAACUUCACUUAAAGGUUGAGAGUGAGGGUAACCAAGCAGAACUUCUAAAGCAGAAAAAUAAGACACUUCUAGAGGAGAACAGGAAGCUCCAGCACAAUGUGGAGUUCGUGGAAAGAAAACUGGAGGAAGCCACAAAUCAAAACAGUGAACUCCUGACUGUUGUUGCAAAAUGGGAAAACUCCCUUCAUUGCAAUCAGCUUCGUUUGGAGGAAAAAAAUCGAGAAUGUAGCUUACUCAACCAAAAACUAGAGGAGGCUUUGAAUGAUGCACAGCAACAGGUUUCAGGAAUCAAAGAGUGUGCUGCUAAUAAAGAGAGAGCUACACAAUCAAAAAUAUUGGAGCUUGAAACACAGCUCGGUAGAACUACCUCUGAAAUACACCAACUGCGGCACACUAAGGAGGAGACAGAGCAACGAUACCAAAGUCGACUGCAAGAUGUCAAGGACCGCUUGGAGCAAUCAGACAGCACCAACAGGAGCCUGCAGAACUAUGUUCAGUUUCUUAAAGCCUCUUACACCAAUGUUUUUGGAGACCUGUCCCUCAGCAACUCCUUUUGUGCUCCCCCAGUAUAACAUUAGGCAUUUGACUUACAGCAAAAAACACUUUCCUCUGUAGUAUUGUUAUUCUGUUGAAAGUUGACAUACUGGCAACAAAUUACUUUAGUGUUGUAUGGGAUGAGUCAGUGAAGAUGCUGAAGAUGAAAUAAAUAGCACUGAAGAAUCUUCUCAGGAGAAUGUAGGCUACCAAUGUUGAUAGAUAAAUACAGGCAUGUUGGGGCAUUUACAACAAUAGAUAUUUGAACUAUUUAAAUCGCUGGACUAAAUAUUAUAAUGUACAUGUACGUACAUGUAAAAUGUUUGUAUUACAAUUAAUUAAUGUUCUAUAACCUAUUUAUUUUGUUACCUGAAUACAGAAAACAUUGACUGUGUCGCACAGUAGCUUGAUCCAUGCACCAUAGUGAUUAUAACUUA
This is a messenger RNA of Boleophthalmus pectinirostris (great blue-spotted mudskipper), 3022 nucleotides long. It is a transcript of the gene odf2a, whose product is annotated as outer dense fiber of sperm tails 2a. The coding region runs from base 155 to 2623 and encodes 822 amino acids. Gene Ontology annotation, biological process: regulation of cilium assembly. Gene Ontology annotation, cellular component: centrosome. The transcript has 19 exons. The record is from RefSeq and is a predicted model, not a curated record. NCBI's taxonomy places the organism in Eukaryota, Metazoa, Chordata, Actinopteri, Gobiiformes, Gobiidae.